UGAAUUGUGUUGUGUUUAUAGCUCUUCAAUGAAAAUUUCUAUUGAUUUGGUUAUGUAACAUGUUUUGAUGGUUUGAAUGUCUCUAUUCUUACAGAAAUUGUUUCCAAUUGCUAGUUAAAUUUUGCUUUGUUCUGAAUUUUGAUGGAGAUAUUAGUUGCUUAGUUAGUAUUAUUAAAUUUAACUUGCAAGAAAGAUAUAGAGAUCAUAGAUGCUCUUAGCAAGUUGCUUGACUUUAAGACUUGUAUAUAGAGAUUCCAAUAAUUGACUUGAAGCUUUAACUCCCUCUUAAUUAACUACCAACCGUCUCUGCUUUAUUGUGAGAAUCGUGGUAGCAAUGAUAACACACAUACAUGGAUCUCUUUUAGCUGCCCCUGUUUGGCCAUUGAAAAAGCAUUUGCCAAACGCCACUUAACAUGGUACUUUAUUGUUUAUUCAUUUCGUAUUAUUCAUCUAUUUUUAGCAAAUUACAGCGGCAUAUUGCAAAGUGGGUCUGCUAUGUUCACACAUAAUGCUCUAUCGGAUUAUAUCCCAAUUAUCCUUUAUCCUGAUGUCUCAAAUUAUUUCAACUACAUCAUGAGUUUCUCUAAACAUGAUAAGACGAGAGAAUUGGUGACUGGGGAUUUGAUCUAUGUCUUAUCAUUAUAAGUGUUUCAAAACUAGCUUUAAAAAAAAAAGGCAGUUUAUUUUGUCAUUAAGAUUUGUUAGAAUGGACUACUCCAUUUCGAGAGAAGUUAUUUUGUAUUCUUGAGACAAUAUCCUAUACUUUUUAAGAAUAAUAUGAUUACAUAAGUACAUUAUGUGUCUAAAUAAAAGAAUUUACACAAUCAUGUGAAUUUUGAAGAAAAAAUGUAUGGCUUAGAUUUAACACUUAAAGUAAGCAAAUCAAAUUUAAAAUGUGUUUAAAUUUAAAGUAAGCAAAUCAAAUUUAAACACAUUUUAAACUCAUUGAAUUGUCCAUACAUUUACAACAUGGGAUUAUAUGCUAUGAUCAAUUGGGAUCACCCAUUGCAUUACAGUUUCCUGUGCCAUCAUGGCAAUCAGUCUUUUCUUCCUCAUUGUCAACUUGUCUUUGUUAUUCAACUCUUUUUGCUCCUAUUGGAGAUGAACGGAAGCAAGUUCUCUACAGGAUUCAUUACACCUGUGGACAUAUCCAAUGCUGUGUAAACAUUACUACUUUGUGCUACAAUUGUGAUUCCUUCAAGGAAGGAGUUGCACAAUACAUGAAAACUAAAUGGAGGGUGGUUGCAAUCUUUAAUGUGGUUCUGUUUGUUGUUUUGGUGAGAAACUCCUCUCCAUCUAGUUUGGAACAAAUCAAAUUAUUUUUUUCUCAUUAGCGAAUGAGGAACAACAGAUAAUAUGGCAUAUGAAUUGCAUUUUAUAUCUUCUAUUGUUGAAAUUGACAAAUUGGGAUCUUCUCUCUUGGUUGCUCUUUGUUUUCCAUUUUCCCUAAUCUCUGAUUUUUUCCAAUGGAGGGAAUGCAUAAUUUAACGUAGUCUUUCACAAGUCCCUUUUAUUUCUUCCAGCACUUUCUGAUCGACAAUAGGUAAAGCAAUCUGUUGAGCUAGUGAAGUGCCGGAUAAGUGAUUUUAAGAGGACGCUUUUUUAAACAUGGGAGAUGAGAAUGCGAGGUUGACAGUAUAUGGCGGGGGAGCUUCUGAGUUACGAAUCGAACAUAAGCUUAUUACCAUUCAGAUGGAUGUUGAAUUCAGAGGAGGUUCAGUGGUGAUCAUUGAGAGGAAUCGACUCAGGAGUUACACUAUGAAGAUAGAUUUGGGGGGUGUCUCUUGGGCCAUACAAGCUUUGCGACAGGUUUGGGGUCAGUGCAGUGAUAAACCUUUUUUCUCCAAAUACACGAGUAGUUUAGCAGUUUUUUGGAUCCAGAAAGUUUGUAACAAGAAUGGUGUCUUUGCUGAGAUAUCAAAAUGGGAGGCUGGGGUAAAUCGAAAUAACAUUAUCAUUCCAGCAGGGGUUGAUGGUCACGGGUGGGAGGCAAUGGCUGAGAUGCUGGAACGAGUUAUCUAUGGAGAUUCUAGGGCUACGACUGAUGAAAAGGAGAUAAGGACUAUUGACAAAGGAGGCUAUUAUAGAAGUAAUCAUGCUGUAUUUAGUACUUACAGAAGAAACACAAAUGGGAAUAGAGCAGUUUUUUGGAUCCAGAAAGUUUGUAACAAGAAUGGUGUCUUUGCUGAGAUGGGUUGA
Molecule: messenger RNA, 2199 nt
Organism: Camellia sinensis
Lineage: Eukaryota; Viridiplantae; Streptophyta; Magnoliopsida; Ericales; Theaceae
Source: RefSeq, a predicted model, not a curated record